AUGGCGUUAGGGAACCUGCAGGCCACAGCAAAUAUAUUUGGUCGCGGCACAGCCGCUGGCGAUGCUAUCUACCGCUGCUACGCGAGGCCCACCAAAGAGAGCACGCUAGACCCUGAGCUCCUCGCGCGGCUGCAGAAGCUGCGGUCAGAGCGGGAGGCCGCGGAGGCGGCGAUGAUUCACCCGAAGCCAGUUCCCAAGUCGAAGGCGAUGAUCAGCCGCCCUCGUGUAGGCAUUGGCUACCGCAUGACGGGAGAGGAAAGGGCCAAGAGGCGACUCGAAGCGAUUCCUCACAAGAAAAAGGAAACUGUAAUCUAUCAGGAGAUGCGGGCGCGCAGCCCCAUCAAGCCACCGCAGUUCAGCCGAAAGCCCCUCACACUCGCCGAAAAGGAGCGUCUCGGACAGAUAUUCCAGUUUGGUGAGUUGCCACCAAAACCAGUGAGGUUUACCGGAGCGAAUCGUGUACGGUACGCCGCGAUGGAUAAACGCUUCCAUCUGAAGGACCGUUUUGAGACACUGAAGAAGCAGGUGGACGAUCUGCGUGAGGAGCUUCUUCAAGUGAAGGAGCAGCAGAAGGAGCUACGGCAACGCCCUGUUGCGAGUGAACACGCAGAGGGCGACAAGACGGUUGGGGAGGUCGUUAUACCAGGAAUAGGGAUUAGACAAGGGUUCAACCGGCGCGAUCCACUCAAAUCUUUGGAGUUGCGGCUGAUAGAGCAAGAGAUCUCUAGGUCUAUCGGCGAUGCUUUGCGGGAGAUGAGGGAGGUGGAUGCCGAUAUUUGUGAUCUAAACGAGAAUGAGGCUAAGCGGUACGACCUGUCGCCGUAA
Molecule: messenger RNA, 825 nt
Organism: Trypanosoma grayi
Lineage: Eukaryota; Euglenozoa; Kinetoplastea; Trypanosomatida; Trypanosomatidae
Exons: 1
Coding region: 1-825 (274 amino acids)
Source: RefSeq, a predicted model, not a curated record